CGUAUCGUUCGGUUCGUUCUCACCGGUGAAAAGCGGUGAAAGGUCCUGUUCGGAGGACAACCUCAAUACGCCACUCACACACGCACAAGUGGGCUCGCUCACACGGACACGGGUUCGGUGGUCGAAAGUAAAAGUUGUCCAAUGUGCAAUAACGAUAAAAAGUACUGAAAAAUUUCCUACAGAAAAUUUCAGUGUUGCAAAACGUUCAAAAAAGCAUAAAUUCAAUCUAAAUCCAAUCAAUCAACGGAAAUCCCCCACAAAACUGGAACGAAGGACAGACAGCGAGGGAAGGCAGCUGAAUCUGCAAUCCUGAGUCCUGGAUGGUCGGCAAACGGCUAAUGAAGAUGAAGUGAAUUUGUGUUCGAGCGCAAAUUAAAUAGAAUAUAAAUCGCUGGAAAAAUGGCGGCGAUUUGUCAGCCUCUGUCGAGCAGAACAAAUGCAAAGUAGUUGUGCGACUAACAGAAGGAUAAACUAUAGAAGCCCAAGGCCCAGCGGGAAAUUCGCGAGUGGAUUUUCCUAUUUUUAUUUGGCUUCUUGUUGCGGCAAUUUCACGCAUCGCAGCGGAAUGAUGAUGACGGCAGGCGCUAAUCAGGCCGCCCCCAGCCACGCCCCACAGUUAUUCCGCAAACACAUUUUCAAAUAGGUUUUUCCAGGCGAAGAGAAAGGAGAAAACUCGAAAAAGGGAAAACCCAAGAGGAGCGCAGGGGGUGGGCAGCCCGCUCGCAAGUGAAAUAUUAUGGCAACUUUUCAAAUGGAAAUGCGCCAGCAGCGGCAGCAAAAGCAAAAGCAACGAACGAAUUUAAAGCAACGAGCAACGGCAACGGCAACGGCAACGGCAACAUCCAAAACCCGGCGACAACGACAACAUCUAGAGCUGGAGCUGAAUCUGAAGCUGAAGCUGGAGCCCUCUGACCCACCGCAAUCCAGCCCGGAUUGCAUAAGACUGUGGCCGGGAAGUGGCCCAUCCACCGCCGACAGGGUCGGCAGCAAUCCACUCACCUGCAACACCACCGGCAGCAGCAACAUCAGCGACAUCGGCAACAUCGCCCGACCCAGCAGCAACAUCGGCCGCCAAAGAGCGCUGAUAAUGCUCAGCAUGCUCGUCGUUGUCAUCGCUCUCAUAUCCGGCAAUGGAGUUUACGCCGCCCAGCGUGACUCGUACAAAUCAAAGGAUAUGAGCAGCAGUAAUAAUGCCCUGCCCAACGAAGGAGUGGGCGGAUCUGUCGAGGCAGCUGCUCCCACUGGUGUCGCCGGAAGCGGAAGCGGCAACAAUAGCAGCGGAAAUAACAAAAAUGGCCAGGCAGCUGGCGGAUCUGGCUCGGUCCCGGACUCACCUCCGCACACCGAAUCCGGAGCGAUGACAACCGAUGCCAGUCGGAGCUCCGUGGGCAGCUCCACCACCGUCACGGGGAUUCCCAGCAGCAGCCUGCACAAGGCCAGCAGCUCCAGCAGCAACACGUUCUCCUCCCAGCUUGCAUCCGGCUUCCAUCGCAACAGCAUCGAUCUGGAGGAGGCCCGCAAUGCGGGUCCCUACUUCGACAAGGCCUUCUCCAAGAACGUCACCGCCCUGCUGGGCAAGACGGCCUAUUUGAACUGCCGGGUCAAGAAUCUUGGCAACAAGACGAUGCUGCUUCAGGUGUCGUGGGUGCGACAUCGGGACAUACAUUUGCUGACAGUUGGCCGUUACACCUACACUUCGGAUCAGCGAUUCAGGGCCAUCCACCAGCCGCAAACCGAAGACUGGAUGCUGCAAAUCAAGUACCCGCAACAUCGAGACUCCGGCAUCUACGAGUGCCAGGUGUCGACCACACCCCACAUGAGUCACUACAUUCACCUGAAUGUCGUUGAACCUUCGACGGAAAUCAUCGGGGCACCCGAUUUGUAUAUAGAAAGUGGCUCCACUAUAAAUCUCACCUGUAUCAUACAAAAUUCACCGGAGCCGCCGGCUUACAUCUUCUGGAAUCAUAAUAAUGCUUUCCCCUCUCACCCGCAGAUUAUCAACUAUGAUUCGCCGCGCGGGGGAGUGUCGGUGGUCACCAACAAGGGCGACACGACCACCUCGUUCCUCCUAAUUAAAUCGGCGCGUCCCUCGGACUCCGGGCACUAUCAGUGUAAUCCAUCAAAUGCGAAGCCCAAGAGCGUCACGGUACAUGUGCUCAAUGGUGUUUCCCAUUCCGUUUCCAGGGGAGUUCCCAGCAGCAAUGCAGCACGCGGCACCAGUGCAUCCUCGCCCCUCGCCCACUCGCUGUCUGUUUGUGUACCUGUGUGUGUGCUUCUGCAGCUGGGCGCUUGCCGGUGGCUCGCUGCGCUGCUGGGCGCCGCUCUUGCCACGCCCCCGCCGCCGGACCGCUCCGCCCAGCGGGAUGGAAAGCGUCCUGGAUCGCCGGGAUCGCCAGGAUGUUCGCCCCUCUCCGGCGACAUGCGGCACUUCCUUGCGAGCGUUUUGAGAUGGCAAUGGCGAUGGUGUUGUCGCUGGCACUGGAAAAGUAUCCACAUGCAACAUCAUCCGGUGCAGCUGCAACUGAAACUACAAUCACGAAAGGAGGCGGCAACGUGUAGACAACUCUUCGAGGCGGACAUAAGGUGAGCUCUCCGCCGCACACCCUCCUCAAGGCCACUCUCAACUCAACCGUAAGCUGUAACUAUAAUAACUAUAACGUAUACAUACAACAUAACUCUAUUGGCUAUUGCGUUUUUCUAUGAAUCAGCGACGUAUACGUAAUAUUUAGCACAAAAAACCGAUGGAGAAGAAAACGUAAAGAUAUUAUAUACCUAACUAUAGUUAAAACCGAAAUCAAGCCAAGUUGUCGCCUUUUUUUUAUGUACGACUUUGUAUCAUACAAUGAAGCUAUCUAAGUCCUUGGUUCCCUUAGAAAUUGGAAAUUGUGUAAAUAGGCUGCAUAGCAUACCUAGAGGCGCUUUUUUCGAUCGACUCUUUCCAACCUUUGUAACUUUUAUAGCCAAAAAUUUAGCAGAAACCGAAAGUACCCUUCAGAGAGAACUGCUCAACACUGCAUCUGCAUUAAAAGCAAGAAUGAAAACACAAGAGGUAAACAUUUUCUAGCAAAAACCAAAACAGGAAACGCUUCUCGACUGCCACUUUGCGACUGUUCUGUUCCCUUGAAGGCAAAGAGAAAUUCUCAUUUGCAUUUUGCGAAAUCCUAAUAGACAGAUAAAUGUUCAACCGAAAGGCAAUUAGCAAAACGCAAACUAAAAACAUUCAACUUCAAGUACAGGCUAUUUCUAUAGAAAAAACAAAAAAAAGAAUCCUAGAAGUUAAAGCGAAAAAAAAAAUGUGUAAAAUAUUAAAGAAAACUUAAACCCAAGGGGAAAAUUUAGCUACAGGUUAAAGCAAAAAAUAAAAAAAUGAGCAAAUAAAAAAGAGACGGAAAGCAGAACUCGUUGAGGGGAGAAUUUUUCUUUUGGCUUCAUCUGAAUGGUUAGAAAUUAAGUCAUAAAAUACAUGAAAAGAGAAACCCUCGAAUAAGUUGUUUCGUUUCGUUUGUGUGUAAUGUACAAAUUAAAUAAACGUAAGUAUUACCGAACGUGCAGAGGAAACGGUUUGAAUUUAGGAUACAAUCGGCAUGGAAGGAAAAUUGUUGCACAUUUCAUAAAUUUAUUUGUUGUUACUCAAUGUGAACAAAAGUUAGUCAAGUGUUAAAAACGAAAAACAUUAAGAGAUAUUGAAAGGAGUUCUGGGUAAAACGUAUUUUACAGCUAACUACAAUUUUGAAUUUCUAUGAUUAUUCUGAAGCGUUAAAUGUGUUUUUUCCACCCACAUUUCAAUGGUUUAUUUUCAAUUUCCGAUUCCCACUUUGGUUUGGGCUUUUGUCUGGCUAAUUUCUGUCAUCACACCAAACUUUGCCAUAGAGCACAUAGAGCUAACCGAAUACAUAAAAAGAAAAAUAAAUCCAAACGUUACAGAAAAAACAAAAAAAAACAAAAACUAUUGAUAGAAAUUAAAGUAAAGGGACAAGUUUCAUUAAUCAAGCUAAGCAGUAAGCAGAAAUAAAAACUAAAAACUAAACAAAGAUAACAGACAAAACACUAUUGAAAUACAGCAUGAGUAUUCAGAUGCUAAACCAAACCAAAUCCCGACAGGUUUUUCCUAAGCUUUUUUCAAUUACCAUGUAAAAUAUCAACAAAGCAUAUACACAUUCAAAUUCUAUUCAUAUGAAAUUUCAUGCGAGUAAUUUCUAUUUAAAUUCCAAAUACAGAAACGGAAAACCGAAAAAAAAAACGAAUUCAAAUGAGAAUUUCCAUUGUGUUUGAUGAGGCGUUUUAUGGUUAUUCGAUAUUUAUUGCAAAAAUUUUGUCAACUGUUGAUUAUCGACGAUCAAACGCACACACAAUAUUCUUUUGUGUCAUGUGAAAUAUUCAAGGUGUUCCCAAAUCACUUUGCCCAAUAAAAUUCUUUAUAAUCUUCCAAUUUCACCAGACAUUUCGAUUGGUGACACAUUCUCGGCAUACUUAAGUCUAAGAAAUGAAAACUAAAAGACCGCAUAAAACUGAAGUAAAUAUUGUAUAUGUAAAUGUGUAUUUAUAAAAUUAUGAUAUAAAGAAAAGCUAUAUAUAUAUACAUAUACAUAAAAGAAACCUAGUUUAUUUAACAAGGAAAACCGAAAAACUGAAACAAUGUUAUUAAAGCUAAACGAAACCGUAACAUUUGAAAGUAACCUUCAAUUAAAUAUGAGCCACACAGAAAUACGAUAAACCGAAACCAAGAGCGGAAAACCGAAAUCUUUUAAAAGUGUAAGAAUUUAAAAUGUGCAAAAAUCGAAUGAAUGAAUGGGAAAACUGGAAAUAAAAGGAAAACUGAAAAAAA
Messenger RNA from Drosophila subpulchrella, 4825 nucleotides. RefSeq lists its product as uncharacterized. The record is from RefSeq and is a predicted model, not a curated record. The transcript is spliced from 8 exons. Gene Ontology annotation, biological process: synapse organization. The coding region runs from base 737 to 2587 and encodes 616 amino acids. Lineage: Eukaryota; Metazoa; Arthropoda; Insecta; Diptera; Drosophilidae. Gene Ontology annotation, cellular component: neuron projection membrane.